AUGAAGAAGGGAGGCAACGGCCAUGAAAUUUUCUCACGAAUUAACACAGCUUCACAACCUCAACUCGAACAAGAAUACCGAAUGUACUUCACCGAAAUACGAAACGCGGUCGAGGACAUUGAACGUGGGACUACAGCUAGUAUUAUUAAUAUGCCUGCGCAGUCCAGAGCUUCUACACGAUCAACGCUGGCGGGAGACGUUUCAGUCGCUGCGGCAUUAACAGGUAUCAACUCAGGUAGCGACGACACCGAAAUACGAAUUCGACCACAACUGCAACAGUUCACGUACAAAGAGAGUACGCACUUCCAAAGAGACGAAACCUCAAUCAGUUCAGUCCAAGCCCCUCCAGAUACUCGUUACGAAGCGCAAUUGCUCCCAAUACCUCCAGUGUACCGGAUCGAUAUAGCAUUCGACGGAACACCCUCCCGGAGACAUCCUCUUCUUCUGUUUAGAGCUGCACCUUUCGAGUUGAUAUUAAAUUCAAGGGAGCAGAUCAAGGGCAAGCGAGCUAUACAGGUUCCCGCUUUUGGCAGCAAAGACUUCAUGGAUCGAGUCGUACCACAUAUGCAAGGCGAUAAAACAUAUUCCUCGCCAUUUGUUUCCUUCAGAGAGAGCCCCAAGGCCACCCUACAAAAGUUGGAGAAGCGACGUGCUGCAGACAUCGACGAAAAGAUCUUUUUCGCAGUCUUUGCAUUCAAUGAUGUUCAACAGCAUGCAGAAAGAGUAUACGGGCCAAAUUCAGGGCCAUACCUGAUAAGUGGGAUUGAACUGCCGUAUUUACCAGGGGGCUACACGGGCACCACGGAGUGGCUCAUAUAUCGAACAGUCGAGUGUGAGCCUAUCGUACUUUUAGAUUCGGCGCAAGCGAUCCUUCUAGCACAAGCUCUUGAUCGACUCAAACGUUCGAGUGAUACCUCAGCACUUAUAAUCGUCAGCAACUGUCUUUCCGACACGCCCGCGAAGUGGAAAUGCGCAUUGGCAUAUCUCAUUUUAAAAUACUACUGGAAAAAAUCAUCGCUCCCUAAAGUCAACACCAAAAGAUAUCAUCUACUCAUGCAACUGAUUCACAGCGGUACCGAGACAGACCUAAAGAUGUUCGAUUCGUGUCACUCCGAUACCCAAGUGAUUCAAGUGGAGAGUACAGACGAAGACUGUGUUUUAGUUGAUAGCCAUCAACCUUCAUCAGCAUCUCAGGUGUCGCCCGUUACUAAGCUGAACGAGCUGAACUCGAUUCCAUCUAAGACAUCUCCUCAACACCCCGGUCGCAAACGUCGCUCCAGUCCUCUAUGGAGCCCAGACACCCAUUCUGAAAGCGACCAGGAUAUGCCUAUUGUAUUGGAACAUUCUCCAAAGCGAAGAAGGACCAGCAUAGCCAACGUAGUGGCUAAUGUUGAGACAUACGUCGAGGAUGACGAAGAUUAUAACUUUACUGAAGGGCUAGAUUCAUUGACCAGGAAGAAGAUAAAAGAAUGGUCACUGCAGCCAGGUCAUCAAGACGAGACUAUACUUCCUAGUACAGAAGCAUCACAGCCAAACAGUGACUUCCUGGCGGAAUUGUACCAAGAAGCGUACCGCAAAGCAUCAGAUACUAUAUCGAUACCGGCCUCUCUACACGUCCAAGCACCUAUAAACUGUCAUCCAGAGAAUGAGAACAGAUUUUCAACCAAGGAAAAUGCGCACUCUUGGACUUGGGUAAAUUCAACAAGAAGUUUAGGCUCUCAAGGUGUUUCUAGUGGUGUGAAGGUUUUUACUAUGGGCCAUGACGAUGAGGAAGAGGAAGACUUGGUGCCAGUCAAGGAGGAAGCUCAGAAUGGAGGUGAAGAAGAAGAAGACGAGGACGUUAUUUACGUUGGAUCAAAUGGAAGAGACCUCAUUAACCUGCAGCUUCGAAGCUUGUCGGUGCAGUGA
Molecule: messenger RNA, 1908 nt
Organism: Lithohypha guttulata
Lineage: Eukaryota; Fungi; Ascomycota; Eurotiomycetes; Chaetothyriales; Trichomeriaceae
Exons: 3
Coding region: 1-1908 (635 amino acids)
Source: RefSeq, a predicted model, not a curated record